UGCGCCAUCUUGAUUCUAACAGAGUGAAUGUACAGCACUUGUUUUGAAAUUUCUCAGGCGAUUUCUCAUGAGUGCUAUUUAAUAAAUAUUCUCAUUUUUUACUUCAGUUUGAACCGAUAUGCGAUUGAUUUUUUUAUCAGCUUUUAUGUUGCAUGCUUACAAUUCUCGUUCCUUAGUUCAAGUCUUUUCCUCUGUGACAGUUUCCUAGUGAAAUUAUUCAUUUGACGUGAUAUCCUGUGAUUAGUUUCCACUGAGGUUCACACUGUUAAAACCAUUUGAUCUAUUCCUUAAUCUUAUGCAUAUUUUGUCUCGCUUUCUCAUCUUAUUUUCCUUAUUUGUCUUUCUAUCUUGAACACAUUUUCAUCUUCUGGUGUGGCUGUUACCAUUUUGGUCUGCUGUCUCAUUGCCUUCAUGGAUUCCACAGAAGGUAAAGAAUUUGUUGCUCGUUUUUUAAAUCUUUUGGAAACUAACAAGAAUGGAGUUAGUGAGAAAACUUUACAGUCCGUAUCAGAUUCUGUUAGUACCAAAAUAAGAGCUGAAUGUACCAAUAAGCUAUUGGCUGGUGGCAAAAUUGAACUUUUGAAAAAAGGAGGACAACUAAUUUACAAGUUGAAAAAUGAAGAUCAACGACUCGAAACUGAUGAAGAAACUGUGAUUUAUAAUAUAAUUGAAGAGGCUGGUAAUAUUGGAAUAUGGAUGCGAGACAUAAGAUUAAAGUCCAAAAUACCACAAAUACAAUUAUCCAAACUUUGUAAAUCCAUGGAAAGCAAGAAACUGAUCAAAUCAGUAAAGUCCAUCGCAGCUAAUAAGAAAAAGGUUUAUAUGCUUUAUAAUGUGCAACCUGAUGAUUCAGUUACAGGUGGUACUUGGUACUCCAACAAUGAUUUCGAGUCUGAAUUCGUUGAAAUUUUGAAUUCACAAUGUUUUAAAUAUUUGUUAAGAAAGGCUGAAAUCGCUCGGAGUUACUCAAGCCCGAUAGAAAGAAAAAAAUCUUCUUUCGUAAGUUCAUACGAAGUUCUUGACUAUAUUAACGAAACGGGCAUAAGCCGGGUCACGUUAUCAAAAAAAGACAUCGAAGCAAUUCUCGAAACACUCGUAUUUGACGGAAAAGUUGAAAGAACUGUUUCAAAUGAUUCUAGUUCAAGUGAUACAUCUGAUAAAAUGUAUCGAGCAAUUAACAGAACCACAACUACAACCAGUUUAAUGAGAAUGCCUUGUGGUGUAUGUCCAGUUGCUAAAGAUUGCCAUCUAGAUGGGGUCAUUUCACCCAUAAAAUGUAUUUAUUUCAAUGAUUUUUUUGAAAUAUGAUUUUUAUAAUAAAUUCUUAGACUGUGAUUAA
Messenger RNA from Tetranychus urticae (two-spotted spider mite), 1339 nucleotides. RefSeq names its product RNA polymerase III subunit F. Gene Ontology annotation, cellular component: RNA polymerase III complex. Gene Ontology annotation, biological process: transcription by RNA polymerase III. The record is from RefSeq and is a predicted model, not a curated record. NCBI's taxonomy places the organism in Eukaryota, Metazoa, Arthropoda, Arachnida, Trombidiformes, Tetranychidae.